Clonostachys rhizophaga is the source of this 1359-nucleotide messenger RNA. The record is from the annotation of a GenBank genome assembly. Lineage: Eukaryota; Fungi; Ascomycota; Sordariomycetes; Hypocreales; Bionectriaceae.
AUGGGCGCUUCAUCCGACCUGCUGGCUUUCUUUAGCCGAAUGAAAUCACAAGGCGCCAUUAUUGUGGAAGAUCUGCCCAAGUUCGACGUAGAAUCAUACAUCAGCAACUAUCAAGGCCGAACCCGUUUUGACCGAUUAAUGCUCCUUGGCGAGAGCUCUGUACCGCUAUGCGUUGAUGCUCUAAAGGCAGCAGUAGUCGAAGCAAAGAAUGGGCGCGACGUCGGAAGAUAUAGAGGAGCAUGGGAGUAUAUUCGAGUGGCCGCUCCCAACGAACCCGAAGCGAUACGUGACAAUGCGUGGAUCGAGUCAACAGAGACGGCAAACAAGGCCGAGACGGCCAGGCUGGAGGUAGAACUGAAAGGAUAUCGCAACAACCUUAUCAAGGAGAGCAUCAGGAUGGGAAAUGAAGAUCUUGGCACCCACCUUGAGGAGACCGGCCACUUGAAGGAGGCUGCUGAAGCUUAUGGUCGCAUGCGGCACGAUGUCGGUACGACAAAGCACAUUGUGGAUUGUGCGCAGCAUCUUGUCAGUGUAGCACUCCAGCGCCGUGACUGGGUUUCCGUCAUCAGCAAUGCCAGUAAGGUCAGCGGCGUGCAGGCUACCGACCUUGAACGGGAUCUGCAACCAUAUCUCAAGGCCGUCUCUGGUAUAGGACAAUUAGGCUUGGGGAAAUACCAUGAAGCAGCAGCGAGCUUCCUACAAAUCAACUCAGCCGGCUCUCUAGAGUCGUUGCAGGGUCUCGUAACUUCUAACGACAUUGCCAUUUAUGGAGGCCUCCUCGCCCUGGCCACCAUGGACAGAAACGAUUUGCAGACCAAAGUUCUGGAUAACCCUACUUUCCGCACAUUUCUGGAACACGAGCCUCAUGUGCGAAAGGCCAUUAGUCAAUUCAUCAACGGCCGUUACUCGACCUGUCUCUCAACUCUGAAUGCUCUUCAAACUGACUGCUUGCUUGACCUGUAUAUGCAGAAGCAUGUUGCAACAAUCUUUACCCGCAUCAGAAGGAAGUGUAUUGUCCAAUACUUUAUUCCAUUCUCAUGUGUAACUAUCCAGAGUUUGGAUGAGGCUUUCGGCCGCGGAGGAAACUCCAUUGAAGACGAGCUCGCGAGUAUGAUUAGAGACGGCGCCUUGAGUGCACGAAUUGACUCAAAAUCAAAGUUGCUUGUGGCUGUUAGCACCGAUCCACGAGCACAGAUGCAAGCGAAGGCUCUAAAUGUCGCAAGAAAGUACGAGCACGAGGCUAAGGAACGCCUCCGACGAAUCAAUGUCAUUGCUUCAGGGCUAGAAGUGACCCGAGGCAAGAGACAGACGGACGAACAUUGGUACGAAGGAGAGAGAACAUCCGUUCUCACUGGCUAA